UUGCGACUGGUGCAUUAGGCUAGCAAGCUAUACUGGGGUUGUAAACACUGAAACGAAAAUCUGCAACGAAUUCUUAUGAAUUUACCUUUGAAUCAACUUUGAGUCAAUAUUUCCUUAUUAAGUACAUUCUGCGGAGGGAUUCAUACAUGUAUUAGGAGAUGAAAAAUCUCAUCUUCAUUACACUUCACAUCAGCCCCGACAUCAAUCUCGGAGUCUGAAGAGGUCAAGGGACGAAUGCAGAGAAUAAGAGAGAUCAUAUAAGACUAGUCAUGUUAGAUGUAGAGGUUGUACCUGGUCGUUCCCUUGGCAGUGAACAAUGGGAGUUUGUCCUGGGAAUGACAUUUACCCAAGCAGUAAAUAUUCUUCGGAGGCAAUACAGGAUCAUUAAGGAUGUCCAGGUCAUUUAUUGUGAAUCGGUCCCACUUACAUUAGAUCUGGUGCUGAAUUUGACACAGGAUGGAAUCAAAUUAAUAUUUGAUUCUUAUAAUCAAAGGCUAAAGAUCAUUGAGAUAUACGAUCUGCACAAAAUCAAGCUCAAGUACUGUGGGAAGCACUUCAACUCACCGCUUGUCUUGCCGACUAUCGAGCAGAUCGAUGGAUCCUUUGGUGCCACUAAGCCCGCUGUCUAUGAUGCAGCUCAGCAGCUUUUUACCAUUAACUUCAGGGGUCUAUCCUUUCUAUUCCCCAUCCCAGCUGAUGCCAAGUUUGAGCAACCUAGUGUACAUGGCCUAGGGUCUAUUCCACUCCCCAGCAAGACAUCGGUUCAAGUCAGUCGUAUCUACAUCUAUGGUGGUAGCAACCCUCAGGAGUCAAAAGCUCCACCCAUUCCAAGCAGUUGUUUCUGCGGCAACGUGUUCUGUGAGAAUGUGGAGACCCUCGAGCAAGAUGGUGUCCCUCAGGGAUUGAAAUUUCACCUUUUAGUAGAUGCGUCUGGCCAGAGCAGAUCACCGGAUGCAAAGAGGCUUGCGGUGGUGAGGACAGUGACGUUUGGAGACUCCUGUCAGGAUGUGAUGAGUAGUCUAGGGGCACCCAACAAGAUCUUCUUUAAAUCAGAAGAUAAGAUGAGGAUCCACUCUAGAUCAUUUCACAAGGAUCAACCCAGGACAUCAGACUACUUCUAUAACUAUUUCACAAUCGGAGUUGACAUCUUAUUUGAUGCUUCUACUCAUUGUGUUAAGAAGUUCAUCUUACAUGCAAACUAUCCUGGUCAUUACAAUUUCAAUAUCUACCAUCGAUGUAAUUUUGAGAUUCUCCUCCCCCAUACAAGGUUCAACAGGGAAGAUGAGAACAAUGAGAGCCCUCUAUCUAUCACAACAUUUACCAAGUGGGACACGUUGAAUCACCGACUGAUACGCUCAUCACAGAAGCCAGUAGUACUGAACAGAGCCUCGGCCAUGAACACAACUAAUCCAUUUGGGUCCACAUUCUGCUAUGGAGUACUCAACCUUAUAUUUGAGGUGAUGCCCAAUAAUCAUCUAGCGUCUGUUACCAUGUAUGACCCAACAGUAGCUUCUAUGGAGACAUUGGACUGAGGAAGCCAUUGUCCUGGACUAUCCAGACCUGGUCUAGCCAAAACGAGGACUAGCUCUAACCAAUGAUGUAUGGAGGCUACAUUAAGCCAUCUUGGUCCUAUAUUAGGCAUCUCAAAAGUUGAUGUCAGGGUUAAAUGAAAAAGUGAUGGAGUUGUUUCUUAUUGGACUGCUGGCUUAUAACUGAGACCAAUGGAUUGUACUGAAACUAUGGUCUUAAACCCCCAAUAGAGCAUUGGACUCGUAUCUUUGUUUAAAAGCACUUUUUUACUUAGGGUAUGUCUAUAUUUGCAACAGAUUUGCUCAUUAAUUCUAAUGCCUUUCCGUGACUAGUAAUUAUUGGUCAUUUAUUUUUAAGUAAUCCCCUGCAUACUGUUCAAAAUCUAUACAGUACUCUCAAUGCUCAUUAAUAAUAUGCCCUCAGAAAUAAGCUUUAAUAAUGAGAUAGCUACAUGUAUCACAACUUAUAACAUGAAAUUAGUCAAUAUGAGCUUAUAAGGAACAUAAUUUUCACAUGUGAGAACCUCACAGGCUUUCAGUCAAAAACCCCUUCAUUAAAAAAUGCCUGCAUAUGCACUUGAUAUAUAUUUAUAUUGUAAUGACAGGGUUUGAACAAGAUAUUGUACACAUUUCCCAAAGUAGUCUUUUAUUUUCCCUCCGUCUUGACGAGGGAGGGCAAUAUUGGUCCUGAGGGAAAUAUGAGUCGAGUAUCUCCCAAAAAUUAAUGCCAGUCAAUGUUAUUAUCCUACAGCAGUGCAAUGUGUAAUUGAUGCCAGUAUUUUGAACAAUUUUCAGUGGUGCUCAAAAUUUCCUGAACCCCACCUGAAAAUGAACAUAUUAAAGUGUUUAUGUACUGCCUUGUUUUAGAUAUUUGAUCUUAAAGUCGGAUGACAAGAUUUGUUUCUGUGGGCUCGCUGAACAUUGUAGUGGUGUUGUUACAUUCAACUCUCGGUGCGAAGGAGUGCAUUUUGUGGUGGGGUUCACUAACAUUUGAGCACCACUGUAUACGCUUGUUUGCUUGUCACUACAUCUGAUUUCAGGCUAUUCAUGAACUUGAUGAAGUUAUCCUUGCUUAACAAUUGUGACAUAAAUUGUUAUCAUGCAGUCACUCACCAUGUAUGGCAUGCUUCGGUAGACUAGCUUUGCCGGGGUAAUAUAGGAGCGCCUUGAGCACCUAGCAAGGUGGAUACGUGCGCUAUACAAAAUCCUAUAUUAUUAUUAUUAUUAUACUUAACAAGUUGAGGACUGAGACCGCAUAUAUGCUGGUUGAAGUCUGGAAAAUACAAUGGGCAAACCGGGGAGAGGGCAACAUGGCAAAUGUUUACCACUUUAGUCUUGGAUUGAAAGUAGUUUGAAAAAUAUGAAUAAAUUAGCUACUAAAAUGCCUUUUAUAGUUUGUAAUAUGAAUCAUCUUGCCGGUUGGAACAAAGCGGAAUGUCAUUUUGAAAUGGAUAUAUCAAGACAUACAUGUAGAUUAACAAAAAGGCAUUACCCAUUAGAAUCAUUUGUUGGUGUGUAAAAUAGAAAAGAUUUAAAUAUAUACCUGUAAUUAUUUAAUUCUUUUGUUGAAAUAGGAAAUUUGUUGUCUAAAUUAGAUGCAUCAAUACAACAAAUAUGUUCUGUCAAAUAUUGUGAAAUAUAUUUAAAUGAUACGUGUAUAAUAUAUAUUAUGUUUCUCAUUAACAAUUAUAUCAUCUGUUUAUUAUGUAAUAAAUAUGUCAAUUUACAGCUA
Molecule: messenger RNA, 3261 nt
Organism: Lytechinus variegatus (green sea urchin)
Lineage: Eukaryota; Metazoa; Echinodermata; Echinoidea; Temnopleuroida; Toxopneustidae
Product: UPF0183 protein C16orf70 homolog
Exons: 14
Coding region: 270-1532 (420 amino acids)
Biological process (GO): Golgi to plasma membrane protein transport
Cellular component (GO): dendrite; trans-Golgi network; synaptic vesicle membrane
Source: RefSeq, a predicted model, not a curated record